Messenger RNA from Anguilla rostrata (American eel), 3550 nucleotides. RefSeq names its product zinc-binding protein A33-like. Gene Ontology annotation, cellular component: cytoplasm. NCBI's taxonomy places the organism in Eukaryota, Metazoa, Chordata, Actinopteri, Anguilliformes, Anguillidae. Gene Ontology annotation, biological process: protein ubiquitination. The transcript is spliced from 6 exons. The record is from RefSeq and is a predicted model, not a curated record. Bases 368 to 1801 code for a protein of 477 amino acids. Gene Ontology annotation, molecular function: protein binding; ubiquitin protein ligase activity; zinc ion binding.
UUCAAGAUUUCUAUGUAGAUAAAUAACUUCAUUAAAAAAAACAAAGAAUUGCCACAUUUCCAAUAUUCUGCCCACAGUUCAUUUGGCUGGACAACAAAACAACUUUAAAGUCAUUUUUCUCAGUUCUACACUCUGGCGAGUUAAGGUCUUUUGCCUUUGUAGGGCAGCACUAUUGGCUGCACCUUGUAAAUACCUCCAGAGCAGUCAGUUCAGGCACAUUAUCAUCUCUGUAUUUGGGCAAGAAGACUGAUGACAACAAGUCUGAUCAGCCAGUUUGUUCCAAUUUUGAACGAUAUGGGGUUUGUUCUGUCCAAAGUUCAGCAAAAGUGAAAGUGAACAUGUCAGAGUGAGAAACGGAGUCUGUAAAAUGGAGGCUAAAGCUUUGAUUCCAGAGGACGAGCUCUGUUGCUCUGUAUGUUGUGAUAUUUUUAAAGAGCCUGUUGUCCUGAAAUGUUGCCACAGCUUCUGUGGAGUGUGUCUGAAGCAGUACUGGGAAGAGAAGAGCUCUCGAGAGUGUCCCAUCUGCAGGAGAAAGGCCUCUAUGGGGAAACCUCUUGUAAACCUGGCUUUAAGAAGCAUUGUGGAGUCCUACUUAAAGCAGAAGACUGAGAGAGAAACUACAGACAGGAGUGAUGCUCGCUGUAGUCUUCAUGGGGAGAAAUUUCUAUUCUUCUGUGAACAUGACAAAGAGCUUCUUUGUGUCGUCUGUCAGACUUCAAAAAAACACAGAAGCCACCCAGUCUGUCCAGUUGAAGAGGCCGUACUAGAACUGAAGGAGGAACUCAAGCCUGCACUUAAUCAUAUUAAAGAAAAACUGAAGAGGAUUACUGAGGUUGAACAAGAAUGUAAGAAAACAGCUGAACACAUCAAGAGUCAGGUCCAGCACACAGAGAGGCAGAUAAAGGCAGAGUUUGAGAAGCUCCACCAGUUCCUGCGAGAGGAAGAGGAGGCCAGACUAGCUGCUCUGAUGGAGGAAGAGAAGCAGAAGAGUCAGAUAAUGAAGGAGAAGAUAGAAAACAUCACAGGGCACAUAUCCACUCUUACAGACAAAAUCACAGCUAUAGAGAAGGCCAUGGACACUGAAGAUAUCUCCUUUUUAAAGAGCUACAAGAACAUCAAGGAAAGAGCCCAGUGCACACUGCAGGAUCCAGAGCUGCUCUCAGGGGCACUGGUAGAUGUGGCCAAACACCUGGGCAACCUGAAGUUCAGAGUCUGGGAGAAAAUUCUGGAGAUGGUGCAGUACACUCCUGUGGUGCUGGACCCCAACACUGCAGCCCCCUGGCUCUCUCUCUCUGAUGAUCUGACCACUGUGAGAGACACAGGUACAGCGCAGAAAUGUCCUGACAACCCAGAGAGGUUUAAACCCUGUGUGUUUGUGCUGGGAUCUGAGGGGUUUACCUCAGGGACACACAGCUGGGAGGUGAAGGUUGGGAAUAAAUCUGCCUGGAUUAUAGGAGUGGUGAAAGAGUCCAUCAGUAGGAAGGGAGGUAUAACAUGCAGCCCAGAGACAGGAUUCUGGCUCUUAGCGCUGAGGAAUGGUGAUAAGUACAGAGCAGCUGGAGCUGCUGACCUCACACUGAGGAGGAAACCCCAGAGCAUCAGAGUGCAGCUGGACUAUGACAGGGGGGAGGUGUCCUUCUUCGACUCCAGUGACAUGUCACUCAUCUACACUUUUAUAGACACCUUUACUGAGAGAGUGUUCCCAUACUUCUCUCCCUGUGUGAACAAUGAUGGUAGGAACGAAGGACCUCUGCAAAUAUGCCCAGUUAAAGUUUCCGUGACAGUGAUGUCAUCCCAGUGAGCAUUUUCUUUUCUAUUCUUUUUUGAACAAAGAACAGGUGUAGGAAUUUUGGUUGUUUCUAAUCAGCCUCAGCAUGCCUGGUUAUUGACUUGAUCUGGGGCAGACUAGACAUGUGAACUGAUCAAAGGGGGCUGGUUGAUGGCCUACCAGAACCAAAUGGGAGGCACACGCACAGAGGCCUGUCACAUUUGGUCAGUGUGAUAGGCCUCAGUAUGCAUGAAUGUUGAUUUAGGAUGGAGCUACCGGAGACAUGGAAGUAUAAAGGGGGGUGUUUUAAUAGCCUAUUAGAAAAGAGCAGGCAUGCAUACAGAGGUAACAAUAACCGUUUGGUUACCUUGUCGGUACAUUUUGCUCUGGUAGAGGGGUAUAAAACUGGUGCUUGAACAGCACUCUGUUGUAAUUGACCCGCCUUGCUUUGACCAGUAUGUUUCCUGCAGUAACAGAGCCUAUUUUUUUUCUUAAUAUAAAAUGUUAUUGAUCUAAACUUUGGAACUAUAAAUGUAACUUUACAAAGAACCACAUUUCUUCACACAGAUAGGGUACUAUAAUUUUUUCUUCAUUAUUAUUUUAUGAACUGAACAUGCAUUUGUACAAGUACAGGCAAGCAGUAUCUUUUUGGUUUUCCUUUGAUCUGAAUCAUUAGACAAAACUUUAUUUCAUAUGUUUAUGCAUAAAACAGAUGCACUCUUGUGGUUAAAUCAAAGGCAUGAUUGAUGUCAAUCAAAUACCGGAUUGAUGUCAUUCCUGUCUAGUUGGGUUUUUAAGGUUAUGUACAAACUUGAAAUGUGAGUAUCAUGAGCUCUUGUUAGUUCAAUUCCAUCAGUCUCCUGUGCUCUUUUCAGAUUUUACUUUGCAAUUCACCCUGUCUGCUCCAUGCUGCAGGAUUUACAUCUGAGCCGUCAGUAGCCUCACCUGCAAACCUGCUGUUAUUCUAAAACUCUUUUCAUCCCUUUUCCUUGAUUGAUAAUUAUCACAUGAGAAUUAUUCCAAUAAUAAAGCAUAAUGAAAUUAUUGCCAUUGGCAAGUAAUCACAAAGCUUUCUUUGAUUUUAUCUCUCAUAGCAUCACUAUGUGUCCCACCCAGGGAGUUUUUCUUUGCCACCUUCUCUCUAGGUUUGCCCUUGUGGGGGUUUAGGCCAGGGUUUACUGUGAAGUUUAUUGUGACAAAUGUGGAUUUGAUAGCAUUUUCUUUCAUCAUAUCGUGUUAGAGAAUUUAAAUCACAAAAAAGGAUUCCAAUGUGUAAAAACAACAUAAUUAUUUUAAAGAAUAUUAAGUAAUUUUAGUAUACUUAUUUUAAUUUUAAAAUACUUAUUUAGUAAUAAGUAUUUUCAAAUGAAAUUUUCAAAAUAAAAAUAUGAAUAUUUUUCUUUAAAAUAAUAUUUCAAUAUUUUCUAAAUUCUGGCAUGAAUUCAAAUUGUUGGCACAUUAUCAUCUCUGUGCACCCAGCGCCUUUUCUGGAGUUCAUCCUGUGAGAACGUUCACUCACACAUGGACACUAAACGCUCUCUCAGAACAUACAGUACAGUGGAGACAAUGGAGACAGCAGAUAACUGCACUUUUUCUUCCUGUGUGAGAAGGCCCAGAAAGCUAAUGUGAUACCUUUAGUAAAUGGACAAAUGCCUCUUAGCUGCAUAUAUUACCUUUAUUUUUUGUUAAUUAAAUGAAUCUUGGGAAGUAGAAAACAAUUAAACAUGUUGCUAUUUGUGUUAGUCUGUAUUAUUUGAAUAAAUAUAUAAAUCACUGCUUUUA